Pimephales promelas (fathead minnow) is the source of this 2062-nucleotide messenger RNA. RefSeq names its product hippocalcin-like 1 (gene hpcal1). The record is from RefSeq and is a predicted model, not a curated record. Gene Ontology annotation, molecular function: calcium ion binding. Lineage: Eukaryota; Metazoa; Chordata; Actinopteri; Cypriniformes; Leuciscidae.
GUGUGGUGUCAGGUCUCUCGCUCAAUGAUGAGGUUUCAAGUGCGCCUUUGAGAUGUUAUGGAGUCUGUAGAAUAUUCGGCAAGUUAUAACUUUUUCGAUUCCCUUUUAUUAAAACAACAUUCCAACUUUUAGAGUACAAGAUUAACCUGUAUGUGUAAGCAUACCUUAUUUAGUUUAUUGUUUUUAGGCUACAAGCUUCUGUGAGUUUUUUUUAUAGCGAAAAUGUUGAAAGUUUUGUGAGGACACUCCUUCUUCAGACGGACUAGCAAGGCUACAGCUGACAAAUUGGAGAACGUGUCAGCUCUGUCGUUUUCUUAGAGGGAGCAGCAAGAGUCUGCGCUAGAGUUUCAUCAUGGGUAAACAGAACAGCAAGUUGCGACCUGAGGUCCUCAACGACCUGCGGGAGAACACGGAGUUCACGGACCACGAGCUGCAGGAGUGGUACCGCGGCUUCCUGAAGGACUGUCCUUCGGGCCACCUAACGGUUGAGGAAUUCAAGAAGAUCUACGCCAAUUUCUUUCCCUACGGUGACGCUUCGAAGUUCGCGGAGCACGUCUUCCGCACCUUCGACACCAACGGCGAUGCCACGAUCGACUUCCGGGAGUUCAUAAUCGCCCUGAGCGUGACCUCGCGCGGAGGCCUGGAGCAGAAGCUCCGCUGGGCCUUUAGCAUGUACGACCUGGACGGCAACGGAUACAUCAGCCGGGCUGAAAUGCUGGAGAUCGUACAGGCAAUUUAUAAAAUGGUGUCAUCUGUGAUGAAGAUGCCCGAGGAUGAGUCAACGCCAGAGAAACGCACAGAUAAGAUAUUCCGACAGAUGGACACGGACAACGAUGGUAGACUGUCUCUGGAGGAAUUCAUCAAAGGUGCCAAGAGCGACCCCUCUAUCGUCAGACUACUGCAGUCUGACCAGAGCACCUCUCAACAGUUAUAAAACAGCUCUUAAAAGCAGCUGACAGGCGCCACUCACAUGCACACUGAAAAGACAAGAUUUAAGAAAAUGGAGUCGCUGGCGUUAUCAAUGAUACAUUUCUAUCUUUCCUGCUUGAAAGGUUUCCUUGUUCGUGGUUGGUAACCUCUUUCAUCAUUCCAGCCUGUUUUUAUUUUGAUGUAAUUCUGUUUGGAUUGCCAUUGCUGAGUUGUCAUGUCUGGGCCGGGUCGGAUUGUGAAGGACCUCUUGAAAUCAAUCGUCAAAAUUCACUUUUAGCAGCUAUUCACAUUUGAAAACUGAAUUCCUCAGGGCCUCAUUUAUAAAAUGUGCGCACGCACAUUUAGCAUGCGUAUGCUAAAACUUUUCCUUGUGAAAGAGGGUCGGAGUAUUGCAGGGAUUUGUAAAUAUAAGCAAUUCUUGCCACUCUCUAUUCUCAAAUAAGGGAAAUGAACUUUGAUGUGCUCUAUUAUAUGUAUCGGAAACCAUUCAGCUGGGCACAAUUUCAAGAUCAUUUGCGAUUUGUGUAAAUUUCACUUCGGGAAGAGAGGUGUAUGCAUGUUUGUUCUCUGAAUCAUACGUAUGCACAUUUGAGAAAUGAGCGUAAGAUUGAAUGUAGGAUGGCUUCUUCGCAACAUUUUAUAUAUGAGGCCCCUUAUGAUUGGUUGCAACGGACAGUUUUUUGUCCAAUCAAUGCUCUAUAGAAUGAUGCUGCAGAAUUGUCGUUGCUUCAUAUCUUUUAGUGAUGGCUAAAUCUUUUUUUAGUGGUUUGCAUUCCAUUCAAACAGUAAAUUAAUCGUCAGUACCACGUGCACAUUUUCAGAAUGGCUAUUCCGCUAAAACAUGAAGUUUCUGCUAGUGAAUAUUUCAUUUUGUUUUGCAUUCAUUCAAGCUAAAGUAUCUUCAAAACACUAUUUUGGUUAGAUGUUGGGUUUUAUGCAUCAGGUGCAUUUGGAGCAGCCUGAUGUCUGGCCAAUUAUUAGUAUUGCUUCUUUUAGUAUGUAACAGAACAUGCCAACAGUUUUGGGUCAAUUUUUUUUUUUUUUGAAGGAAAUUACUUUUAUUCAGCAAGGAUGCAUUACAUUUUCUACAUUGUUAUAAUUGUUUUUUUAAAUAAAUGUUCUUUUAAACGUU